AGUGGGUGUUGCAGCACAGCAUUAAUGUAUGUUACAGUUGCAACCAGCCCAGCUGGUGCUUGUUCGUCCUUGGAGAUAUCAUGCUUUGUGAUAGCGGGAAACCACUCGCAAUCAAUCACAGCAUUGGGGAAGGCGGGUCUCUCAUUGUGGUACUCUGAGGCAGGGGGCGAACUAGGGUUGCACGGCCAGGGCAAUACACGCCGCACACGCGCUCGCGCUUCAUGUGCGCCCGAACGAAUGAGCGCCUACACACACAAGGACAUAGCCAACGGUGAUGACGUGGGGGUGGCAUUGGUGGCCGCGGCAGCAUGAGGCAGGGCACGGAAGAAGGCGGUGGUUGCCGUACGCCACGGCGUACGAAUAGGUCGGAAGGGCCCGCGCGGAUUUGCCACAGGGCGUAGGUGCCGUGCUGCGGAAGGGCCCUGCCAGGCCAGGCAAACACAACCACUGGUCGGUGGAGGGGUGCAUGGAGGCGUGUGUGUGUGAGAGAGAGCGUGUGUGCGUUUGUGUGUGCGCGCAUCACAGCCAUGUCGCCGCGCCGGCGCCCGCGCCUGCAAUGGUGUGCUGCUGCCGCAAGCGGCGGCGGGUGGCGGUGCAGGGCGUGGUUGACAGCUACGAUGUGGCGACUUUGGCGAGUGUGGCGGUGGUGUCAGCCCAUGACUUGCGCCCUUGGGUAUUGGGAGCUGAGGAUAUGAACGGCACGGCCGCCUGCGAUCGACCCGAAAAGUUGCAGGGGCGUGUGUGGCGCCGGCUGAGGUAUAUCCGCAUACCGUAUGCGAUGACAGGCGAUUCACGCGCUUGCAACGCCAAAUCCACUUGGCUAAUAAGCCUCCUUUGGUUGGUGUAGUGCGCGACGUAGACACACGCGGCGUUGCUGACCAUUGGCACUUUGUUGCUGGACUGCUGGUCAGGAGCCGUCAGUGUGGAAGGGGGCGGUGGUGCAGAGCGCCGCGUGUGUUGGGCGAGGGGUAGCGCGGAGCAGGCACGUACGCAAGCGCCGCGUGUCACGCCGCGACUCAGACUAUACGUGUUGCUGGCGGUGCCGGGCUGUGCAGCAGACAGAAGAGAUGCGGCGCGCAAGUGGUACGGAUACUGCGGGCAGGUGUAGGCCAGACUGGGUGAGGAUUGGGGACCGCGGCCGGCGCAGGCGGCUGACAGGGAGGCGGUGAAGCGGAGGAUGCCUUGUGGCAAUGGCAGGUGACUUGGUCCAUUGCUUGAUGCUGGGACUUUAUCCCUCGUACUAUCUCGCUACGCUCGCAACUGGAGAUUGCUGAUGAGCCCAACUGGGGAGUAGUGGCUGGGUGGGUGGCGGCAACAAUUUUCGUGGUGCUGUUGGAGUAUGGAAAGGCCGCGGUUCUGUAAGUGAGUUGUCAGUCUGUCUGCGAAUGGUCAUUAUUACCGCAUAUGGGUGGCACUGCACGGUGGCACUGCCUUCCGUACUGCUGUUACCUUAUGCUGUCCCAUAGGGCCGCCAAGCGCGGCCCCCCAAACUCACUCCAAUCCUAAUCGGCGGCAGACGUGAUGGCGCCUGAGCGCGCCCAUGCCGCCCAUGCGGCAUGACAAGAGAGUACUUCGCUAUGCAAGGUUUGCAGGCGUCGCGUCAUACGUUGCCCAGCGCACUGCAAGCUUGGUGUGUGGGGAAGCGGCCCGAUAACCAUUGACACGGCAGUCAUGAAGGCGGGUGCGCGGGCCGCUGAGCUUACUGGUGGCGUGUGUCCGGCUUUGUGUGACGAAGGUGCUUGCGUGCUUUUGUUUGCAGCACAUAGCCACGUACCCAUGUCUGUGUGUGUGUGUGUGUGUGUGUGUGUGUGUGUGUGUGUGUGUGUGUGUGUGUGUGUGUGUGUGUGUGUGUGUGUGUGUGUGUGUUAAAAAACGAAACGAAAGCCCGCCCAGACGACGCCGGAGUUACUUACCGAUACCUACCAAUUUGUGUGUGUGUGUAUGUGCUAAGGCAAACUAAGACAACUGCGCGUAGUCAUGAUGAGUUACUGCGUGGAAAGGUGCCGGGAGAGGGGCAGUGUCGUUGUGUAGCUGCGGGGCGCAGGGCCGAGUGCCUGGGGGUCCAUCGGUGCGUGUGUCUGAUCGCAGGUGGGGCCGCACCGGCGCAGGCUGGGGCAGGGACUGAGUGGGCAGGCAGAACAACGUGUGUGCACAGCGAGCUCGCACAUACAACACACAACCAGACCGUGUGAUUGGAGCGGUGCCACGAGUAAUGCGAGGCACGUCAUUUGGUAGCAGUAGAGCAUCGGCACAAACAAGGGCAUAUUUGGUUGGAUCAGUGGCACAGGCAGAGGCAUCCCAAGAGUAUGGCGCGGUGUAAGGAGGUGUGUAGGUGUGCGAUGGGACAGUGGUAAGGCAAGGAGGUGUGUAGGUGGUUUGGAUGGCGAGGGAUGCAAGGUCGGAGGGGACUGUAGGGACACUCGCAUGCUACGGCUCUGGCGGGUCCGUGCAGGGUCGGAGGUGCUGCCGGUGACCGGCAACGAUUUGGGUUGAGGGAAGCAAAGACGCAAGAAAGCGGUUGGGGGCUGUCGCCACUGCAAUGACGGCUUACG
Molecule: messenger RNA, 2552 nt
Organism: Chlamydomonas reinhardtii
Lineage: Eukaryota; Viridiplantae; Chlorophyta; Chlorophyceae; Chlamydomonadales; Chlamydomonadaceae
Exons: 1
Coding region: 25-312 (95 amino acids)
Source: RefSeq, a predicted model, not a curated record